Messenger RNA from Physella acuta, 6123 nucleotides. Its product is annotated as structural maintenance of chromosomes flexible hinge domain-containing protein 1. Gene Ontology annotation, cellular component: chromosome. Gene Ontology annotation, biological process: double-strand break repair; chromosome organization. Gene Ontology annotation, molecular function: protein binding; ATP binding. The record is from RefSeq and is a predicted model, not a curated record. NCBI's taxonomy places the organism in Eukaryota, Metazoa, Mollusca, Gastropoda, Physidae.
CAAAUCAAGAUGGCGGCGCCCAGUACACAAGAAGAUGAAAACCUCGAAGUUUUUAUUUAUGACCGCAGAACUGAUGCUGCUCCAGAGGUUAAACUAUCAUUAUCAGGGGUCCUGACCUUUAAAGAUUUUAAAGCAAGAGUUAAAGAGGUCUUGAAUUUGGAUACAGAUGAUUUUAUUAUUGCAACAACCAGCAGAGAAGAGAUAAAAAAUGAUGAUACUUUUGAGUACAUUGAAAGGGGAGAUACUCUGUAUAUUCUCAAUGAGAUUAAUCAAGAGUUGUGUGCUCCUGCUCAUGAAAGGGUUGACUACCUUCCACAUUAUGAUACCAUUGUUAAGGGUGGUAUGUACGAAUACUAUGCAUCUGAAGGACAAAAUCCUUUACCUUUUGCUUUUGCUGAACUUAUUGACAAUUCACUUGCCGCUACAGCUUUUAAUGAUGGCUCUCGAAAAAUUGAACUGCGAUUGUAUGUAGAUGAUGCAUCUGUAAAAAACUGUGUUGUGGUUAUCGACAAUGGUAAAGGCAUGACCCCCAGGCAACUAAACAACUGGGCCAUCUACAGGUUGUCUAAGUUUACAAGAAGAGACAAACGUGGAAAAGGAAAAAAGCCGGGUAAAGGAGGUGACAUUGAUCUGACGAGUAGAAAUCCUGAUGACUCUCUGAAUCUGGCAGGUACAUGGGCACCAAGGUUUAUGAACAGUGACAUUUCCUACUUUGGUGUGGGUGGGAAACAGGCUGUUUUCUUUAUUGGCAAUGCAACAAGGAUGAUCAGUAAACCAAAGGAUUCAACAGAUGUCCAUGAGAUGGUCAUAUCAAAAGAAGAGUUUGAAAAGAGGGAGAAGAAUAACCAGUCCAUCUAUUCAGGAUUUAUUAGAAACAGAAAGCCUGGAGACUCUUCACACAUAGCACCAGAUGAUGAAAACCUUAUCAAGCUGAUCUCAGAGGAACCAGGCAGGGAAAGCUUUACGGCUGUUGUCAUACAAGGGGUCUCCACACAACAUAUUGCCUAUUUAAAGCAAAACUUUAAUAUGUGGACCAGACAAUUGGCGCACAUCUAUCACUUUUACCUUCAUGGACCAGAUGGUAACAAGCUUACAGAUGGAGUCAAUGAUAAAAAAGAGUUUGAUCCCUUUAACAACAUUGAUAUUCAGGUGAAUGUAUUCACACGAGGCAGCACGAGUCCAAAGUCAAUUGACCUCCGAAAGAUUGAUGACGACAUGCAGUCUCAGUAUGUGCGAACAUCAGCCAGCACGUUUGACUUCAAGGCUUACGUUGACGGCUCCACUGCUGUGGAGGGGGUUAUCCGCUACCACCCAUUUAAAUAUGACAGAGAAACAUACCCAGCUGAUAUCUAUGGCAUCAGAUUGGAAGCAGAGCCUGAAGAUGACCAUGGAUAUGCUAUCAACGAAAGGCCAGCUAGAGGUAGACGACCAAUGUUUGAAGCUUACUGGAAUGGCCGUCUUAUUCCUUAUACUUUGAUUGAAGAAUUUGACUGGUGCUCAUCACCAAAAAAGCAGAAAACAGUUCCUUCAGAGUGUUAUAACAGAAUCUCAGGGGUUUUAUGGACCAAUGAUAGCUUUCAAGUCAGUACCAACAAAUUAACUUUCCUUGACUUGGAGAUGAAAUUGAAGGAUAAAAAUACAAACUUCGUCAGAAUAUUUAAUGGUCAUGAAAAGAGAACCAACAUAGAGAAAGAGUUUUUGUCCUGGCUAAGAGAAUGUAAUGAAGAAUACGACAAACAGAUUUUAUUCUCUGGCAACCAGGGGCAGAUAGCAAGGGUAGACCUGCCCAAACAAAAACAGAUACCUUGGACUAAGUUUACUCAGGUGGAGUGGGAUGGAAAAGUGUAUCAGACUGGACAAAUGGUUCGAAUCUUGCGGACUGCUCCUGCACUUUAUGGAACAAUCCAGUCUUUUUACCUGUAUGGUGAAUAUGAGGGAGACGUCUAUGCAAUGGGUGGAGACAUUGAACUUUUACAGGAGCCUCAGUCACUAUAUACAGAGCGUAAAUUUGUUCCCUUAAAUAAACUUGACAGAGGAACAUCAGCAUUGCAGAUUAAGAAGUACAUAGAUGAGGAAGAAGCGAAGUUACCAGAUCAUCUUAUUGUGUCCUGGCCAAAUGGAAUGGAAAUUGUUCCAAAUGAGAAAAGAAAUGCAGGCAAAACAAUAGGUGACAUCAAGGUAGAAAUUAGCAACAAGAAGGGGGAGAAAAUCUCAAAAAUCCCAGUCUCCGCUGGAACUAAGAAAUUACUAGUUGAACUAAAGCUCAUAUGGCACGCUCCACAUGGAGAUGAGGUUAUUGUAGCUUUACUAUCACAACAUGGCAAAACAUGGCCGUAUUGGUUUCGUAAGAUGGACAGUGCCAAGAACCUUGGCAACUACACGCUACAGUUGAACACAGUUCUUAAUGAAUCUGGGAACGUUAUGUUUGCAGGGAGGGAGCUACCGUCUCAUAUAAUUAAAUUUACAGUGUGUGAAGGGGACCCAGAAAAGUUUACCGUUGGUAUCCUUGAUGGUCCGUUUAAGGUUGGCGUACCCUUCCAAAUACCUCUGGAGUUUCAGGAUCGCUACAAUAACUCGACCAGACCCCCGGCAAAACUCAAGCCUAUUCUUGAUGCUGAUGGUUUAGAACUUAGCUACGAAAACACCCAAGUUAAGGGAAACAGCUGUUUCAUAAAGGGUGUAGUUGCUAAAGGCAUUGUAAACAGCAGUGCCGGAAAGAACUUCAAUUUGAAAGUGUCCAUACCAGGUCUAGACCAGUCACAUACUUUAAAGAUACGACUUUUGCCAGGUCCAGUGGCGAGUCUUGUAGUCAAACCCGAAACAGAGGUCACAAUAGAGAAUGGUUCAGCCCCAACAUUUUUUGUUGAAGUUCUGGAUGCUGCAGGCAACAUCACCUCAGGAGGAAAAAUCUUUGUCAUAGCCAAGCUGACAGGGGCGAAUAAUCUACCAAACCUUAUUGCAGACUGUUCAGCCAAUGGGACAGCAACCCUAACUGGCAGACCAGUUCUCAUCAAAAACAUGACAGGAGAGAAAUUAAUUAAAGCAGAGUUUGAUGUCCAGGGUGUGAGAAACAUGCAGCCCAUAGAACGUACUAUUAGAGUGCUGCCUAGCAACCGUGCCUCACUGAUAAAAAUGUUCCACAAAGUGAAUGGCACUGACAAGGAAAUUAAAAAUGGGGACACUCUUCAGCUAGAGGCUGGGUCAAUCUUAGAUACAUUACGUUUUGAAAUUUACAAUGAGGCAGAAGAAGAAAUAGAAAUAGAUGAUAAAGUAGCUGGAAAAAUUAAGGUGAACUGGGCCCCUAGGUUAACUAAAGAUAUGAUCCAAGGAAAAACACUUCCACCCCUAAAAGCAUCAACAUCUACCUUAGAAACAAAAUACUGCCAGAUAAGUCUAAUGGAAGGGGAUGGCAUUGAGCUGCAGUUUAGCAUCAAGUCAACCCCUGGACCAGCCCAUCAGAUGGACUGUCAGCUCAUUGGGGAGACUAUCACAAUGUUAAACCAGCCUCUCAAUGGCAGCAUUCAUAUCAGUCUAAAGGACAAGUUUGGCAACCCAGUAGCUGCACUUGCUUCGAUGAGAAAGAAUCUUGUUGUUAGUGGCUCCUCUUUAAAGACAGACCUGAUCAAAGUUACAGUUGUGAGUCAACAGUUGGAGGUCCACAACCUGGUCUUCACCUCCAUGGGAUCUCAAGAGGUGGAGCUGGCAUGGAACAGCCUCAAGGGUUACGUCAGGUGUGAGGUUUUGUCUGGUCCACCAACACAGCUCCAGGUCUUGGACUGGGUUCUAGAGGAGCCUUACUUGAUCCACAGUGGUAAACCAAUGGACCAGCCAUUCCGAGUGCAGAUUUUAGACUCUGAAAAGAAUGUUUGCAAAUUAAGCAAUAUCAGAGUUAACCUUGUCAAAGACCAAAAGUUGAAGGUUCAACCUGCUACAUCAUUUGUUAAAACAGAUGAGUCUGGUGUGGCAAACUUUGGUGUGUUGACUUUCACAGCCAACAGUGGAAGUUAUGAAAUUCAGCCAAAUGCUACAAUAGACAAAACUACCAUCACCGGGCCAAAGUUAACUGUCAACGUUCAACCAGACCCCCUGAAGCCCACACAGAUUGAUGUCUCGUACAACGCUAAAGUUCCGGUCAUUGCUGGACAUACGUUCCCAGAUUUCAUAAUCACUGUAAAGUCAGAGGAUGGAGGCCUGCUGAGGACCGCCAGUGCUGACCAAAUCACCAUGAGGCUGUUAAGGAAGGAAGUCAACAGCACAGGUCCCUCACCUGCUAAGACAGAAAUCCUCCAAGUACAGAAUGGAACUAAAGAAGACACAGGAACUUUCAGCUUUAAAAAAUGUCAAGUCCCUGAAGUAACGGGUGACUACAUCAUUACAUUUACAUUCUAUGAUGGAAUAUAUGAACUCAUAAGUAAAGCUAUUAACAUGACAGUGACACCUGGAUCACCUGCCUCCCUCAUACCCCUGGACAGACGCACAACACCUACAGUGUCCAAUACCAAGAGCUUGGCCAGCAGAACGUUAGUUAAAUCACUGCGUCUAGAGCUCAGGGAUGAGUAUGACAACCCGCUGGGCAAAGACUACAAUGGGAAAGUUUUGGUAGAGAUCUCCGCCCCAAGUAAAGUGGAUGAAGUACCUGUGUUUGCUACUGGUCAGUUGGUCAUUGAGUUCCCACUGCUGAACGGACAGUGUACACUGCAGAACUUGACCCUCCAAGAAAACACUUCUGGCAAAGAUGGAUUUGAGUACCACCUACAUUGUACAGUUGUUUGUGAUAUGAUACCCAAAAAUAAACCUCUUCCUCCAUUAGACAUUCCUUUCUUGUUUUACAAUGAUGCCAAGAAGCAGCAACAGAUGGCAGCACUGUCCAAAGAAAGAGAUAACCUACAGAACACAAUCAGGGCAUACAAAUCCAUGUUUGAGACCCAGCAGCAACUUAUUGCAGAACUUCGGGAUGUUGUACAUGAAACACAGAAAGAAGAGCAGACACUGAGGGGAGAUUUGAGAAAACAAAACAUCCCCAGCAACCAACUGCAGUCUGUGGAGACUGUUGACAAAUUAAUUUCUGCAAGAAUCAAAGAAAGAGAACAAGUGUUGAAAGCACCAAGAAGAACAUGUGCAUUGUUACAUGCUGACAGUGAUGGUGAUGUUCUGGGAAAGAUUGCUCAUUUGGCUUUAGUACACCAGGAUGACAUUGCUAGAGUUUUGUCAUGGCACAUGUCAGCUGACAUGGAUUGUGUCGUCACACUGACGACGCAAAAGGCCAAAGAAAUUUACCAAAGAACUCAAGGGAAGCAACAAGUUCUACCCUUGGAUUCUAUUUAUAGAAAAAAUUUGCCUGAAUGGGACAAACCCCUGCCCCAUGUCAGGUACAACUCUAGCUAUAGACCAGCAGGGAACCCAAUCUAUGCCAGAAAUUUGCUGGAGUUUACAAAAGAUGAAGAAAGUUGUAAAGUUGUGUUUGGCAUGCUGCUGGGUGAUACCCUCAUCCUGGACAACCUUGACCACGCCAACUUGUACAGACAAGAAAUAAUAAAAUACACACACUGUCCCACCAUCUUAACCAUCAGUGGAGACCGUAUCCGCAGCAAUGGUAAAUUUGGGGGUGCCAUGAACAAAGCCCCACCCAUGGACAAGUUAAAAGGCAGUGUGUUUGGUCAGCCUCUGCCCAUAGCUUAUCAUGCUCUCUGUACACAAAUUGAAACUCUCGAGAAAUACAAAAAUGCCCUGCUGACCAGCAUUCAGUCACAAGAUGAACUCCAGGAGCAGAUCAACCUGCAGAAAGUUCCAGAAACAAUGGAGAAGUACCGAGAGUGUAAGGAGGCGGAGACUAGGCUCAAGGAGGUGGAAAGGAAGUUGGGUAUGGGAAGUCCAACCAAGGGAGGUAAGCAACCUGCCAGAUCCCAGGCUGAGACAGAGCCAGCUCUGAAGAAACCAAAGCUAGAGCCAGGCACAUCAACCAGUCGGCUCCCCAUGGCCACAUCAUCACCCAGGUCCAGAAAUGGACCCUCACCAACCAUUCCAGAUCCCUCCACCACCCCCUCCAGAACCAGCUCACGGAUUGCUUCUAUGACAACUGUGGUCUCUGAAGACGGCAGGAAAAGGCUGAAAAAAUCUGUGUAA